ACAUAAUUUGACACGUCAUCAACCGUGCGCCGAAAUUGCUCACGCAUGCGCAAAGCGUGGGGCUAACAAAUUUCAAACUGGACGGCGGGUAGUUGAAGCCUAGUACGCAAAAAAAAACACAGGUUCAUUGUCACGAAUAUAGCCCAAAAGUGUAAGAAAAUGACUAGCACGUUGAAAGGAAUUACCCUCAAGGGAAGCGCCGAGCUAGUGGCCGAGUUCUUCUCGUUUGGCAUCAACAGCAUCCUGUACCAGCGGGGCAUAUACCCUCCGGAGACCUUCAGCAGGGCCACCAACUACGACAUGAGCCUUCAACUUACCACUGAUCCCAAACUGAAGAACUACCUGAGCAACGUGGUGUCCCAACUCAAAGAGUGGCUGUUUGAGUGCACCGUGCAGAAGCUGGUGCUGGUGAUCACGUGUCUGGAGACCAACGAGGUGCUGGAGAGAUGGCAGUUCGACAUCGAGUGCGACAAAUCGGCCAAGGAGAGCAGCGCUCCCAGAGAGAAGUCCAUCAAGACCAUCCAGGACGAGAUCCGCUCCGUUAUCCGACAGAUAACGGCCACCGUCACUUUCCUGCCGCUGCUGGAGACGCCAUGUGAGUGCAUUGACCUCCUCGUCUACACAGACAAAGACCUGGUGGUUCCCGACAAGUGGGAGGAGUCUGGGCCGCAGAUCAUCGACCAAUCGGAGGAGGUGCGUUUGCGCUCCUUCACCACCUCCAUCCACAAGGUGAACAGCAUGGUGGCGUACAAGAAGACCGACUCGGUGUAGAUGUAAAUCAAGCGCCCCCCCCCCCCUUCCACCCUAUGAGCUGUAUAUACAACCCAGCGCUGUCCCUUUUUAUAGAGUAGGUUUUACAGUGCACUCUCUGCGUCUCUGUCCAGUAUUCGGAUCUUUGUCUCGCUUGUCUUUUUGACGAGGACGUGGCACCAACCUGCUCUGUCUCCACUGAUGUAAAUAUUUCUCAUAAAGCAGUGAUUUCUUUAUUAGAACGACUGUUUUCUUUAGUAUUCCCCCCCCCCCCCCCUUUCUCUCAAGUUGUCAACCUCUGUUUUAGAAGCUAGUGGUUUAUAUGUUAAACUUUUAUAAAAUGUCCUAAAUAAAUGUCUUUCACUAAG
Etheostoma spectabile (orangethroat darter) is the source of this 1118-nucleotide messenger RNA. It is a transcript of the gene mad2l1, whose product is annotated as MAD2 mitotic arrest deficient-like 1 (yeast). Gene Ontology annotation, biological process: mitotic spindle assembly checkpoint signaling. The transcript has 5 exons. Gene Ontology annotation, cellular component: kinetochore; cytoplasm; nucleoplasm. Bases 160 to 771 code for a protein of 203 amino acids. NCBI's taxonomy places the organism in Eukaryota, Metazoa, Chordata, Actinopteri, Perciformes, Percidae. The record is from RefSeq and is a predicted model, not a curated record.